This is a messenger RNA of Glossina fuscipes, 946 nucleotides long. RefSeq lists its product as uncharacterized. NCBI's taxonomy places the organism in Eukaryota, Metazoa, Arthropoda, Insecta, Diptera, Glossinidae. Gene Ontology annotation, molecular function: aspartic-type endopeptidase activity. The transcript is spliced from 2 exons. The record is from RefSeq and is a predicted model, not a curated record. Bases 548 to 946 code for a protein of 132 amino acids. Gene Ontology annotation, biological process: proteolysis.
UGGAUUGAUAAAAAAGAGACAAAUAUAAAGUUUUCUUUUUAAUUUUAUAUACGUAUGUGCAGAUGCACAUAUAUGUUAGUAAUAAAUUGAAUAGCAUUAUCCAAUUUUAUUAGCUUUAAUUUGUAAACUUCCUUCUUCCAAGAUGAUAUAUAAACAACCUAGAACGUUAUACCUACAAACAGACACUCUCGUUGAUUUGCUUAUGGCAGACGACGAACAUUCAAUCGAUAUCUUCACAAAUUACACCCAACGAAACAGCACUAACUCGGAAAUAUUUGCCAGCUUCAUUAAGCUGUCGUUGUUUUGGCCCAGUUGCGCUGAAGGCUAGUUUAUCGAAGCAGAAAGCCAAUUUGUGUCUACUACGUAUAGAAAUCGCCACCCAAUAAUAAGUACAAGGAAUUGAAAAAACUUUUAAUUGAGAGAUACAUUCUCAGCGAAGCCUUCAGGUUGGAUAAAGUUCUGGCAGUCCAAUGCAUAGGUGAUCGAAGAGCUUUGGAGUCAGUUAUGCAUAUCAGCUGGUUCCAUAUUAAGCACAGACUUGCUUAAAAUGCUGCAAAUUAGAAAGUUACCGAAGAAUAUUAAGGAUAUAAAGGAUCUAGCAAAACCAGCAGAUGAAAUUUGGGAAUUUAUAAUCCUCGAAUCCAAUAGGAAUUUGGAUAAUGCAUUCUGCCACCUAUUUAUAUUUGGUACGACAAACAAACUGAAGUUUUUAAUCGAUAGCGGGGCAGCGAUGUCUAUCCUUCCCUCUUCAAAAUAUCACUGUCACAAGAAACGAUCCGCUUUUACAAUCGAUACAUUUGGUGCUGGUUUCCAGAAUAAAUGUGGUUUACUGGUUGAUAUUAAGCAAAAACGAUUAGUAGAUCCUUUGACUAACUCGUCCGUUGAUGCGAUAACAAUGCAAAAUUUGCAGCGUCACGCUAUCUACAUUAUUUUCCUUAGUAAAUAA